Triticum aestivum (bread wheat) is the source of this 1295-nucleotide messenger RNA. Its product is annotated as auxin-induced protein 6B-like. The record is from RefSeq and is a predicted model, not a curated record. The transcript has a single exon. The coding region runs from base 251 to 643 and encodes 130 amino acids. Lineage: Eukaryota; Viridiplantae; Streptophyta; Magnoliopsida; Poales; Poaceae. Gene Ontology annotation, biological process: response to auxin.
AUCCAUUUCCCUCUCUUUUUUAAUGGAACAAUGAGCAGAGUCUCUUGCGUAUUCACGAAAAAGAAAGCCUUCAGGUCGCCCUCACCGGCUUCGUAUUUCAAAUACGGCCUUUCGAUUGAUAGAACCCGUCUUUGCCGAUCGGCCUAUAUAUACUGUUCCACCCCUUUCCUUCCCACCUCCCAAAUUCCAAGCUUGCUACACAUUCUUUGCAAAUUUGCAACUAGAUAUAGCCUGCGAGGUUUUGUGCGCAAUGGGCAUGGCUGACAAGAGGUCGGCUGCAAGGAAGGCCGGGCUAAUCACCAAGGCACUGGACCGGUGCUGGACCGCGCCGGUGAGAAACAGCAAGCCGGUGGAGGGCUGCUUCUCGGUGUAUGUUGGCGCCGGGAGACAGCGUUUCGUGGUGCGGACAGAGUGCGUGAACCACCCGCUGUUCCGAGCGCUGCUGGAGGAGGCCGAGGAGGUGUUUGGGUACGCGGACGCAGGGCCCCUCGAGCUUCCCUGCAACACUGAGGCGUUCGCCGGGGUCCUGCAGCAGAUCGAGGAGGAGAAGCAGAUGGCAGCGGGAAGGAGGUACGGCCUUGUCAGGAGGAACUCCUACCGGGUGCUCGGGACCGGCCGGUCUGUCAUUAUCGGACGGUCGUAGCAUAGAAAUUGGAGUGGAAUUGGAUGAUGCCGAGUUGAUGAGCUCUAAAGUUUCUGUUGAGCAUUCCCAUUAUGAUAAACAACACCAUCAUAUACUGGGCAAUGUUAGAUAUUUUUCUUCUUCUUUUUUCUAUUUUUGUAAGGUAAUGCUAGAUGUUGAUGUGUGUUCCCAUCCUAAGUUGUAGUAACUGUUGGUGAAAGUGUUAUACAGAUGCACAUUCGAACCUGUAACUCUUGUGAAGUCCAUAUAUGGCACAAUGUCGCAACUCCAAAGUGGAAUCGCGCAAUUCAAUUCAUCCCACACUGAUUGCAAGUGGUUUAAUGGAACUACACUAAGAUGAAUCAACUAUGGUGUUUCUCCGCAGAUCAUCUGCAUGCAAGUAUCCACUGAUUUGCUACCAAAUUUAUUUUAAGUCCAUUUACACACAGGAUUACAGAGCCUCGACACAAAUGUCAAUUUAAUCCACCAAGAGAAACAUGUUUGCCGGCUAGACACUUCACACACCAAUGGAGUUUUGGCAGCAAUUAAUCUAAUAUCUACAAAAACUAACCACAGACAAGGACCAUAAACAGGAAAACUCAGUUAUAUACGUAUGGCUAAAAGGUAGGCAAAAAAUCAAUGAGCAGUAGUUUAGUAGAUGAUGUAAUCAGGA